AUGGCCAAUCAAGAUGGCGGAUCGAAGUCAAACAAUGGAUCAUCGAAGACUUUUACACCAUCCGACACGACCGACAUUUAUCGUAUCGGAGUGCGACCACCACCAUUUUGGGCCGAAGAACCAGCCGUUUGGUUCUCACAGCUAGAAGGCAAUUUUGUGCUGUCCGGUAUUAAGGAUGACGAUACAAAAUUUUAUUAUGUCACUUCAACACUGGAACAUAGAUAUGCCGCAGAAGUGAAAGAUAUCAUCGUUUCACCUCCAAAGACCGGGAAAUACGAACGAUUGAAAAGCGAACUGAUCAAGCGUCUAUCUACAUCGCGAGAAAAGGAAGUAAAACAGCUACUCAUGCAUGAGGAACUUGGGGACCGACGACCGUCGCAAUUUCUCCGACAUUUGCAGCAACUCGCAGGACCAACGGUUCCAGAAGAAUUUAUAAAAACCAUCUGGACCAGCCGCUUGCCCACUACACUUCAACCGAUCAUUGUAUCUCAGAAACGACUGGAUUUACUGGCUUUAGCAGACCUAGCCGACAGUGUGCACGAAAUAAUACCAUGCUCGCCUCAAAUAGCCACAACAUCAGCACUAAAGGCUACAGAACCGUCGCUCGCGUCGAUGGCCAAACAGAUCGACGAACUUUCAAGGCAAGUGAAGGCACUUACGACUCAUAAACACCGCUCCAGAUCUAGGACUAGAAGAGACAGUCCAGAUAGAAAAACGAAACGGUCACAGUCUAGCUAUAAAAAGUUUCCGACAUGUUGGUACCACUAUAAAUUUGGCAAUCAAGCGAAAUGGUGCACAAAACCUUGUGAUUUUCGGCCGGAAAACUACCAAGGCAGUCGGUAA
Messenger RNA from Bombyx mori (domestic silkworm), 843 nucleotides. RefSeq lists its product as uncharacterized. The record is from RefSeq and is a predicted model, not a curated record. The coding region runs from base 1 to 843 and encodes 280 amino acids. The transcript has a single exon. Lineage: Eukaryota; Metazoa; Arthropoda; Insecta; Lepidoptera; Bombycidae.